AUGGCUGAGAGCGUUGAGGUAACCUCCAUCAAGGAUGCUCCCCCCGGCUGGACUCGGAAGCAGGCCUUCCAGCAGUACCGGGGCAAGCGGGAGCGCUUCUGGCUCUUCACGCUGCAGAGGCCCUUCGGCAACGCGGCCUGGCUGCUCCAAGUCCGCGCCAAGGCGAAGGAGGCUUCGCCGGCGAAGCCGAAGCCAAACACGGCGGCGCAGCCCGCGGACCCCGAGGAGAUCUUGGAACUCCUGGAUCGCAUGGCCCGGGAUUUGGGCGCACUCGCCUCGGAGCGGCUGGAGGCGGAGGAUCUGCGCACCGCGCAGCGCCUGGAGCGACUGGAGCAGCGCUUCAGCGGCUCCGGGGUCACGGAGGGCGAGGCCCGGAACGCGCUGCGCCUCUUCGAGCGGGAGCUGUCGAAGGCCAAUUGGACGGAGGAGAAGUUUGCGAAGCUGAAGCGCCAGCUUGCUGGGACGGAGGAGUGGUCUGCUGCGGACCUGGUGGUGGAGAGCUCUGUGCGCUGGGUGCAACCUGGCAAGCGGCGCCAGGCCUGGUUCGCGGACGCCUGCGAGCGCUGUGCCACACCGCUGGGGGUAGAGUUCGGGUACACCUCCAACGGCGGCUGCUGCUUCGUGGGGCCUUUGUCCAGCUCCCUGGGCGCGGCGUUGACCACGGCGCUGGUGUGCCACCUGGGGCAGUUGGACCUGGACACGGCGAUGAAGAAGAAGAGGACGCUCUCGGGUCCGCAAUUCCUCCAGGGCUUCGUCGACACUCGGCUCCAGAACUUCGGGGGUUUGGGGGACCCGUGGACCUAA
Messenger RNA from Effrenium voratum, 804 nucleotides. Lineage: Eukaryota; Dinophyceae; Suessiales; Symbiodiniaceae. The record is from the annotation of a GenBank genome assembly.